AUGUCUGACGACAGCGCAUCUAUUAAAACAUGUUUACGAACGGUCACGUAUCUACUGGAAUACUGUGCGAAUGGUUCGACAAGUAACAAUGAAACAUGUAAACAUAUCGAUACCAUCGCACGUUUUGUCACCGCUGAUUGUUACAUGAAUCAAACAGUUUACCCGUACGUUGUUUUAUUUAUUCUUCUGCUUGGCACAAUCUUGAACUUACUUUCUCUGUAUUGCUUUCUGAAAACAAACAAACGCAAUUCACAGAAUGUUUAUUUCUCCGCAUUGUCAUUGGGCGAUACGAUUAAUUUACAUAUUAACUUCGGCUUACCAAUGUUGAGGAAAUUCGAUGCGUUCGAUACGGCAUUCCGUCAGUAUGUUAUCGUAUGCCGAUUAACUGGCAUUCUGACAGAGUUUUUCCUUAUUUUUCCAACGUGGAUUGUUGUUUUGCUGACAAUUGAGCGUUUAGUCACAAUUUCAUGGCCAACAAGAAACCGUCCUGCUUAUACUCAAACUCAAGCGAUUAUUUCGGUUAUGACCUUAUUUAUUUGCGUGUUUCUUCUAAGCUUAUAUCGUUUAUCCGAUUUGAAAGGAAUCGAUCAGUUGAGUGUUUUUUCCAUUGCAGCAUGCAGUGAUGGCAAUGAUUCAUUCGAAUGGCUAAGAAACGUCAAUUUAAUCAUAUGGACGAUUCUACCUGAAUGCUUAACAUUCCUCAUGAGCUUAAUUAUCAUUUAUCAGAUAAAAUCUGUAACGAGAAACAUGCAUUCGAACUCUUCGAAAGUCCAUCGAUCUCAAUACAAUCAAGCGACAAAAACUGUUCUUCUAAUUGCAAUUUUAUUUCUACUUUUUCACACACCGACCGGGAUUACGAUUGCUCUGGACUUGGUUUUGAAAUCGAAGGAAGAUGUGGCAACAUUGGUAAUCAUUCAUUUCUCAAGAAAAAUAACUAUGAUUCUCUACGAGAUCAAUUUAUCAUGUAAAUUUUUUAUCUAUAAUCGGACGUUUCGAAAUUUCACGGGAAUCUUAUCUACUACGGCAUUACAUUUUACACAUAAUCGAAAUUCUGCGAAGCUCGGUCGACCUGCCUUAGCACGUCCGCCAAGGAGUUCCACUCCUCCGAAAAUUCAGUUUAAUUCUCAACAUAAACAGUCGAUUACAUCUCCAGUUAGUCAAAGUGACUCUUAUGUGAAGCAUGGCGUGGGUGGAAGUGGAGGUGCUGGAGGGAUAGGUGAACACCAAUCUAUGUUAAUUAAUCGUCAUCCUCAAACGAUUUCAACUAAUCUAUCUCGAAACCUACGCGAUCAACAGCUAUUGAAUGUGAUGAUGUCGAAAGCGAAAACGAAUGAAGCAUGUGUAGCGUUAUUACGACGAACAGAUUUGUACAAAGGUUAA
Adineta ricciae is the source of this 1380-nucleotide messenger RNA. NCBI's taxonomy places the organism in Eukaryota, Metazoa, Rotifera, Eurotatoria, Adinetida, Adinetidae. The record is from the annotation of a GenBank genome assembly.